This is a messenger RNA of Helianthus annuus (common sunflower), 1254 nucleotides long. RefSeq lists its product as uncharacterized. The record is from RefSeq and is a predicted model, not a curated record. The coding region runs from base 1 to 1254 and encodes 417 amino acids. Lineage: Eukaryota; Viridiplantae; Streptophyta; Magnoliopsida; Asterales; Asteraceae. The transcript has 5 exons.
AUGGGUGAUGACAAAGUACAAACGUUAAAAUGGCAAGAGUUCAAGGAGUCAUUUCUGAAAUAUCAUAGCCCACAAUCCGCGAUUGAUAAGAUUCAAGAAGACUUCUUACGUCUUCGACAAAAGGAUGAAACGAUUGACGAAAUAACUAAUAAGUUCCUUGACAAGGUGAAAUUUUGUGGGGAGAUAGCGGGGACUGAGAGGUUGAGAAUCAUGCAUUAUCAUGCUAUGUUAAAGGCUGAAUAUCGGGAGUUCGUAAAUCCCUCCACGUGUGCAACGUUGAAUGAAUUAAUCGACUGGGCAAGAGAUAGGGAGAUCGAUCUAAGAAGGCAGGUUGAACGGGGAGAGAAAAGGGUGGCGGAGAAGCCUACCAACACAAACCCAUCGAAAAAGGCAAGAUAUCAAGAUCAAAACAGGAAAGGGAAGACAAGUAGUGGGAUUUCGACUUGCAAGACAUGUGGGAAACAUCAUUCAGAAUGUCCAAAACUCCAACAAGGGGCACAGAAAGAUGGAAAGAAGGAUGAGUCUUCCAAGGCUCGUGGGAGGAUGUUCCAGUUAACCUCGGAUGAAGCUAAGGCUAGCCCAGAUGUUGUUUCAGUACCCUUAGAAGUGGAAGUUACUGAUAGCAAAAGCUAUUUGUUACAUGAUAUUUAUAGAAACUGUAAGAUCUUAAUCGAAGAUGAGGAAUUUAGUAUAGAUCUUGUCCCGAUGUACAUGGGGGAAUUUAAAGUAGUUGUAGGAAUGGAUUGGCUAGCCCAAAACCACGUUGAAAUUCAAUGCGAAAAGAAAGUCAUUCAUAACGGAGGUAAGGCGUAUCUAUCUUACGUGAUUCAAACCAAUCGAGGUGUUUCAAAGCUUGAAGAUGUGAAUGUAGUGAACGAAUAUCCGGAUGCGUUUCCGGAAGAUUUACCGGGGCUUCUGCCCGAGCGGGAAGUAGAAUUCAAGAUAGAGCUUAACCUGGAUGCAAAACAGGUAGCUAAAGCUCCUUACCGUGAAGCAGAGCAUGCUUCCCACUUACGUGAUGUAUCGGAAACUCUUCGCAAGGAAAAGUUAUAUGCAAAGUUCUCAAAGUGUGCCUUUUCUCUUAGAGAGGUACAGUUUUUGGGUCAUAUAAUCGAUGCGGAUGGUGUCCAUGUGGACCCAUCCAAAGUAGAUGCGGUAACGAAUUGGGUACCCCCGAAGAAUCCAAGCGAAAUAAAAAGUUUUCUAUGCUUGGCUGGGUAUACAGAAGAUUUAUCCAGGAUUUCUCCAAGAUAG